This is a messenger RNA of Penaeus vannamei (Pacific white shrimp), 3769 nucleotides long. RefSeq names its product RING finger and SPRY domain-containing protein 1. The record is from RefSeq and is a predicted model, not a curated record. Gene Ontology annotation, cellular component: cytoplasm. Gene Ontology annotation, molecular function: ubiquitin-protein transferase activity; protein binding. NCBI's taxonomy places the organism in Eukaryota, Metazoa, Arthropoda, Malacostraca, Decapoda, Penaeidae.
UUUCUUGUUUUUCUUGUUUUCUUGUUUAUGGAAGAAAAUUCACGUCUUUAGUGAUAUAUAAGUGAAAUUAGAAAGGAAAAACCGAAAAGAGGAAGAAGAGUAAGGAGAGAAAGUCACCAGGAAACAUUUUAAAGCGAAAAUAUCAUGAGAUGGAAGGAACUUACUUGGUCGAUGAAAACCAGUGUUUGUCUGCGGUGAUGUGCACCUCGGAAGCCAUUUAGUAACUAUGUAUAAACCAGGGUAUCACUGGAAAAUAGAGAAGAGACCCUCUAGAACUAAAUCAUUAUGUUGCGUGCCAUGAUCCUAAGCUAAGCAGCGAGACGUGCCAAUGUGUGCCGCGUGUGGAUGUUCGUAAUGGGGUCUUGUUGCUGCAAGACACAACCGGAACAUGGGGGCAAUGAUGACAUCAUAUAUUGACUAGAAAGAGAUCUGGAAUUCUUCUCGGGAUCUGGAAGUGAAGAUGGUAUCAACAGUGCAGGACUUUCGACAGUCACAGACAAAUAUGUCCUUGAUACCCUUGCAGUUAUAAGAACCUUAGUUGAUAAUGACCAGGAGCCGCCACCGUCCAUGCUAAAGCUGCACACCAUAGCCGACAAAGAGGCAGGCUGGCUGGUUGUGGUGCGUUCCAUGGUGCAAGUGAUUCCCCUCCAUGACCCACUGGGACCGGCAGUCAUCACGCUGUUACUGGACGACUGUCCUUUGCCAAGCAAGGAAACUGUUGUGCAUCUCUGUAAAUUUUUUGAAUUGAGUGAGGAAAGUGCACAAGAAAGCUGGAAAGACCCUCAGCUGCAUCGUAAUAUUUGUGUGGUGCUUGGAUGUAUUGCUGAAAAGCUUGCUGGUCCCGCGUCCAUAGCUCUGCUUACCGAUACUACACUUGAAUAUCUUGUGGCACACCUUAAUGUAGACAACCACCCUUGUGUCAUCUUGUUUGCCCUCAUAGCUCUUGAAAAAUUUGCCCAAACAAGUGAGAACAAAACAAGCAUAGGACAGUACAUGGGACAGGGUCUGUGUAACCCUCUGAGAACCUUGGAACAGUGGAUGAGCGACAAUGAUUAUGUUCGCCGUCAAGUGGGCUUUUGUGCUCAAUGGUGCUUGGAUAAUUUGUUUAUUUGUGAAGGUCGUCCAUACUCCUAUGAAAAUGUAGAUACAACUCAUUUAAAUGCAAUGCUGAAUAAUAAUGAUGUUAGCGAGUACCUUAAGAUAUCUCCAGAUGGUUUGCAAGCACGUUGUGAUGCUUCAUCUUUUGAAAGUGUCCGAUGCACCUUCCAAGUUGACUCUGGUGUCUGGUAUUAUGAGGCUACUAUCAUUACAGCGGGAGUCAUGCAGAUUGGCUGGGCAACUAAGGAUAGCAAGUUCCUAAAUCAUGAAGGAUAUGGUAUUGGUGAUGAUGAAUUUUCUGUGGCAUAUGAUGGGUGCAGACAAUUGUUCUGGCACAAUGCCCAGAGUGAAAGUCACUUGCACCCUAGCUGGCAGCCUGGAGAUGUUCUGGGGUCCCUCCUUGACCUAACUAAUGCAGAAGUCAUUUUCUACCUUAAUGGUGACCCAUUGCCACCUCUAACACAAGUUUUCAAUAAUGCCACAUGUGGAUUUUUUGCAGCUGCUAGCUUUAUGUCCUUCCAGCAGUGUGAGUUUAAUUUUGGGAAGAAGCCAUUCAUGCAUCCUCCUAAGGACAUUGCCUUCCAGAGCUUCAAUGAUCAUGCCUACUUAAAAGAGAGUGAAAAGAUUAUUUUACCAAGGCACAUUAAACUUCAGAAACUGAGAGCAAUGAGUGUUGAGGAAGGGGCAUGUACGUUAUGUUUUGAUGAGAGGGCCACUAUCUCACUUAUGCCUUGUUUACACAGAGGCUUCUGUGAAAGAUGUGCCCUGCAGUUAGAGAUCUGUCCAAUGUGUCGUCGAGACAUUGAAGAAAGACGAGAGGUAGAUGAAAAGUCUGAUGGAAAAUCUGAGAUCACAUGACCCUAAAGAAAUGCUGGUGCCGAGGCAGGGGCAUCAGAUAACCUCUACUUAUUAAGGUAAUGGAAGUGGAAUGUGCUUCUCGAAAAAUAGAAAAUGGGAAUGAGAAAUUCACAAGAAUGACCCCCGCCCUCCGAUCCAUGGAUUGUAGUAUUAUUUAUUCCAACUCCAUUGUAAAAGAAAGAAAGUGUGAAUAAGAAAGAAACAAUUUCUUGUUGUUAGAUAAUUAAAUAUGCAUGAAUCCAGUGCAAAUGUAAUGACUUCUAAGAUCUGAUGGAAAUUUCAGAUUUUCAUAUCAUUUUGUGCAAAUAUUCGUAUUGUUACUGCAGCACGUUGAUAAUAAAACAUUUAAACAUUCUUGGAAAAAAGCAAAUAUUUAUAUUUGUAAUAUUUUUGUCAACUGUUUGAAUUGGUAUUAAUUCAUAGCAUUUUAUAUUUUCCUCUUACAUGAACUGGGUAAUUGUAAAGCAGAGUUACUGUUCUUUUUUCCCUUUCAUGUUUACUAUGUUCUCAUUUUAUGUUAUUAGAAUUUGAAUCAUAAAGCAAUCAUAAAAGCACCUGUGUCAUCUUAUUAAUUUUAGUACUGUUUAUAUCAUAGUCCAGUUUUUGUUAAUUUCAAGCAGUAUUUAAAAAAAAAUUAUCAUAGAGGACUGUACAUAUUGUAUACUUCUUCUCCCUAGUUUAAAUUUUUGCCUCAGAAUCUGUAUGUCAGUGAAUAUUUAGUUUCAGUAAUACAGUAUCCUAAAACAGUAUCUCAAUGUUCUUGAUGAUUAAUCAAGUACUUUAUUUAUAAUCUUUGAUAUAUUUGAGGGUCACCCAGAGAGCAAGUUUUUUUUAUUAUGUAUUAAGAACAAUUUAGAGUUUUAAAAAAAGGAUCUGAUAUAUAUUUAGUAAAUUUACUUUGUAAACGGUGAGGAGAUAUUGAAGUCAUUAUUUUUUCUCAUUAUUAAUGGAGUAUGACAAAACUUGCCCUCAUUAAAAUUACCUUACAAACCUGAAAUAAGGGGCACAUUUUAUUAACUGUACAGUAGUGUGCUGAAGCUAUUCAGUUUUCUUUGGGUGAUGACAACAUACCUUUUCUCAUUUUCUCAUCCUCACAAUUUUUCUUAUCUUUUAAAAUAGAUUUCCGUUAUUUAUCAAAUGGAAAUUUUGCCUGCAUUGCGCUCAUAGUAGUGUAGAAACAAGAAUGGAAUAUUUUAUAGUUUAGAAAUGGCAAAGAAGUGUGUGGAAAAGCUGUGAAGACAAUCACAUGGGAUAGUCCAGACAGAAAGAGUGGUCAGAUUGCAAGUAAACUUUUUCAUAAAAAGUUAAUUGCAUUUGCAUGGCAGACAUAAUACCAUUUCAAGAGAGACUUUUUAAAAGACUUUAUAGAAUUAUGACUUCUAUAUAUGUACUCUGGAAAGGUCAUUGUUGUAAUUGUAAAUAUGUAUAUAGGUUUUCAAAAGAUAUGUAAAAUUAUGUUGGUGUAGUAACCUCUGGUAAUGCAGACAAAAUAUUCUGGGUUUUGCGAGUUUCUGUGUUUCUGAGAGCAUCUUCCAUAUAAAAACUCGUUUUGAGAGAGAUUUUGAAGUAGAUCCUGAAUAUAGAAAUAGUCUCCAGCCAAUUUCUAUGCAUUAUAACCACUUGAUAUAUUAUAUGUUUUUUCCCAGAGGUAGUAUUAUUGUUAUUCUUUUUAAUGGACUUUUUAGAUUUUUUUGUUAAGUAAUUUCCUAUAUCUGAUACAAAAAUGCUAAAUGGUAUACAAUGAUUCGGUUAUGAUUCUUAGUAAGGAAAAAGGUUCUUCGCAUUGAAAUGAUUAAUGAAUAAAUUGGCUGAA